AUGAAGAUGUUGCUGAUGGUGGUGAUGGUGGUGAUGGUGGUGAUGGUGAUGGUGAUAGUGAUGGCGAUGGCUGCGGCGAUGGAGAUGCGGGUGAUGGUGAUGAUGAUGGUACUGAUGAUGUUGAUGCUGGAUGUGAUGGUGAUGGUGGCGAUGGUGGUGAUGGUGGUGAUGUUGGUGAUGGUCGUGAUGUUGGUGAUUAAUAUGGUGGCCAUGGUGGUGGUGUUGGUGGUGGCGGUGAUGAUAAAGAUAGUGGCGAUGUUGAUGGUGUUGUUGGUGAUGGUGAUGGUGUUGUUGAUGGUAGUGGUGAUGUAG
Molecule: messenger RNA, 312 nt
Organism: Symsagittifera roscoffensis
Lineage: Eukaryota; Metazoa; Xenacoelomorpha; Acoela; Convolutidae
Exons: 1
Coding region: 1-312 (103 amino acids)
Source: RefSeq, a predicted model, not a curated record